Vollenhovia emeryi is the source of this 1550-nucleotide messenger RNA. It is a transcript of the gene RfC38, whose product is annotated as replication factor C subunit 3. Bases 115 to 1179 code for a protein of 354 amino acids. Gene Ontology annotation, biological process: DNA repair; DNA-templated DNA replication. Lineage: Eukaryota; Metazoa; Arthropoda; Insecta; Hymenoptera; Formicidae. The transcript has 5 exons. Gene Ontology annotation, cellular component: DNA replication factor C complex; nucleus. Gene Ontology annotation, molecular function: DNA binding; DNA clamp loader activity. The record is from RefSeq and is a predicted model, not a curated record.
ACCGCCGGUAAUUCACUAGUAUCUUUACCGACUGUGGCAAUUAUAGCUGAAAAUUUUGUCAGCCGUUUUCGGAGCAUCGUCCGACACUUGUGUUAGGAGCAUAAACACGAUAAAAUGAGUUUGUGGGUUGACAAAUAUCGUCCAACGACACUUGCGAAGUUGGAUUAUCAUCUUGAACAAGCGGAGGACUUGAAGAAUAUGGUGCAGAAACGAGACUUUCCACAUUUAUUAGUACAUGGGCCGUCUGGUGCAGGAAAGAAAACUCGAAUAUUAUGUAUUUUAAAAGAGCUUUACGGAGUUGCGGCUGAGAGAUUAAAAAUCGAAAACAUGCAGUUUGAGACGCCGUCUAAAAAGAAAUUAGAAAUAUUGACAAUAAGCAGUAAUUAUCAUACGGAAGUAAAUCCGAGUGAUGCAGGAAUAUACGACAGAAUUGUCGUCAUGGAAUUAAUAAAAGCGACUGCGCAAACGCAUCACAUAGACAUAGGCCAGAAGGAGUUUAAAGUGGUGCUGCUGUCAAACGUGGAUCAGCUGACGAGGGAUGCGCAGCACGCACUUCGCAGGACAAUGGAAAAAUACAUCAACACGUGCAGGCUGAUUCUUUGCGCGAACUCAACGUCGCGAGUCUUACCGGCGAUCCGUUCGCGAUGCGUGCGAAUCCGAGUCCCCGCACCAACCGCCUCGGAGAUGAAAAGUAUUUUACACUCGAUUUGCAAACGCGAGGGACUUACCCUACCCGAUGAAUUAGCCAAUCGGGUGGUUGAGGCUAGCAAUAGAAACCUCCGACGAGCAAUAUUAAUGCUCGAGGCUUGCAAAGUCGAGCAAUAUCCAUUCACUGUCGAUCAAAAGAUAUCGGAACCGGAUUGGCAAGUAUACAUACGCAAUACAGCUAGUAUGAUGGUCUCCGAACAAUCCCCCAAAGUGCUUCUGGAGAUACGCAAUAGAUUUUACGAGCUAUUAACGCGUGCUAUACCGUGCGAUUUAAUCUUCAGAGGAUUGUUGCAAGAGUGUAUAAAAAACUGCGACGAUCAGAUGAAGAGAGAAGUUAUUGAUGUCGCAUCGGACUACCAGCACAGAAUGAUACGUGGUUCAAAACCAAUAUUUCACUUGGAAGCUUUCGCUGCGCGAUUUAUGGUGAUUUACAAGAAAUACAUUGAAUCAUCUUUAGACGGUUUCAUAUAAAAUUGUCUGUUGACUUUUUAGAUCUAUGUGUAAAAUACAUAUUUUUUAUAUCUUUGAUCAAAUGGGCAUAUAAUACAGUAAAUUCUUUAUCUAAUUGUGUUUCUUACUCAUCUAAAUAGCAUAAAUUCAAGCCAUAUAGAUUUCAUGUAACUAUUUCUGUAAAUGUACAAGCUCUUAUCUCGCUUUCCGCAUUUUGUAAUUGUGCUAAGAGUUUAUGAAUUUUAAUUCUCGAUUUCCUUUCUUAUUCGUUGUGCUUUAAAGCUUGGAUACUACCUUUGUACAAAAAUUAACAAACUAUGCAUAUUUAAUUCUUAAUUAGAGUACGAAGGAGUAAACAUACAUAAGUUUUAAUAAAUUAUUUUAUUCUGUAA